AUCAACUGUCUCAUUGCCUUCAACUAUAUAUAGAGGUAGCACAAACGUGAGAAGCACUUAGAUUUUAGAAAGUCAACUGAGAAGCAGUAAUGCUGAGCUUCAAACGAAUGGCUGUGGUCUUUCAUGGAUUUCUGAUGCUGAGUCUCACACAUGCCACAACCAAACAGACGAUGAAUUGUGGCAUCAGCCUGAUAAUCCCAAAACGCUUCAACACUGUGCAGUCAGAGAUGAUGGAAGGAAAUGGCAGCAUCAACAACAGCUCGCUAUCUGCCUGGAACUGGAUUUCUCACACCAGCACCCGCAGGAUCCCCGGAGUGAUAUUUGAAGCCGAAUGUAAAUCUCAUCAAUGCACAUAUCCAAACAGCCACCAUCACAUGGAGCUGAACUCGGUGCCAAUAUAUAGCUACACAUUGGUGCUCAAGCAGUACCCAAAAAACAGGAAGUGCUUCACUGUAACGUUCCAGAGAGUCACUGUGGGCUGCACGUGUGUGUGGGCCAAUUCAUCGCCAUGAGGCCUCGGAUUCCACAUCAGACAAAUGGUUUUAACUAUUCACAAAUGAAUUGAAUAAAAUUAGAUUAAUAUUUUUUUAUUUAGACAUUGUUCCAAAGAUGGAUCAAAUAUUAAUUGUGAAAUUGUGAUUAGAUGUGUUUUGAGCUGAUUAUUUUUUCACACUGAAUGUUAAGAUAAGGUUUAAUUGGCU
Messenger RNA from Neoarius graeffei (lesser salmon catfish), 701 nucleotides. It is a transcript of the gene il17a/f2, whose product is annotated as interleukin 17a/f2. Gene Ontology annotation, cellular component: extracellular region. The record is from RefSeq and is a predicted model, not a curated record. NCBI's taxonomy places the organism in Eukaryota, Metazoa, Chordata, Actinopteri, Siluriformes, Ariidae. Gene Ontology annotation, molecular function: cytokine activity. The transcript has 3 exons. The coding region runs from base 90 to 512 and encodes 140 amino acids.